Messenger RNA from Arxiozyma heterogenica, 1080 nucleotides. RefSeq names its product putative peptide hydrolase. The record is from RefSeq and is a predicted model, not a curated record. Bases 1 to 1080 code for a protein of 359 amino acids. The transcript has a single exon. Gene Ontology annotation, molecular function: single-stranded DNA binding. NCBI's taxonomy places the organism in Eukaryota, Fungi, Ascomycota, Saccharomycetes, Saccharomycetales, Saccharomycetaceae. Gene Ontology annotation, biological process: DNA damage response.
AUGUGUGGAAGAUACGCAUUAGUAUAUGAUGGAGAUGAAUUGGCAAGAUAUAUGUCAAAUCAGUUAAAUCAGGUAGUCAGUCCAUCUAAAGAUAGUUAUGAAAGGUCAUAUAAUGUAGCCCCAACAAAGCAUAUGCCUGUUUAUUUUUCUUUUAGUGCACAUUUGGAUAAAGGUGAUAACCCUAAAGAAUCAAACCAAUCGGCAGAUAAUAUUAAUAAUAAGGAUAAGUGUCAUAUAGGUAUUAUGAGAUGGGGAUUUAUCCCAUAUUGGGCAACAGAUGAAAAUCAAUUUAAGGGGUAUGCCACAAUUAAUGCCAGAUUAGAGUCAUUGAAGACGAACAAGUUGUAUGGACAAUCAUUAUCAACAAAACGAUGUGUUGUACCCAUCAGUGGUUAUUAUGAAUGGAGAAACACAAAUCCAAAGAUUAAUAAAAGAAAUGGUAAAAUUCCAUAUUAUGUGACUAGAAGAAAUAGUGAUGAAUUGAUGUACCUUGCCGCGGUAUAUGAUUAUAAUAAAACCCUGGAUCUAUAUACAUUUAGUAUUAUUACUGGACAAGCACCAAAGAAUUUAGAAUGGCUUCAUUCAAGGAUGCCAUGUGUGUUAGAGCCAAAAACAAAAGCAUGGAAUAUAUGGCUAGAGAAUUCAGAAAACAUUGAUUUGAAUCAAGAAGAAUUGGCAAAACUGUUGAGACCAUCCUUUGAUGAAGAUUAUUAUAUAUGUUAUGAAGUUAGUAAAGACGUUGGAAAAGUAUCUAAUAACAGAUCUUAUUUGGUAGAACCAGUACAUUUAUCAAGUAAUAUAGUAAAGAAAGAAAAUAAAAUAGAUUCUUAUAUUGCAAACCAAAAGAAAGAUGAAAAAAUUGUUUUUCCAUCAAGCAAAGAGGAAAAUGAUGAAUGUAAUAUAUUAAAAAGGGAGGAAGAUGUAAAAGAUUCAACAAAAUUAGAAGAUAUAACAAGUUCUAUUAUCGUCAAGGAAGAAGAAGAGGAGGACAAGAAAGAUAACUCUAAUAUGCCUUUUAAAAGAAAACGGAAACUUAAUGUUAUCGAAUUAUUACACAGGGGAAAAAAGAAAAAAGUUUGA